ACAGUCGAACUACAGAGAGUCUUUGCGCAACCUCCUCCCAUCCGCCUUGGCACAAUAACCCAAAUGGAAGCCUUUAUGAAGCACUGAUGGAAGCAGAGUGCGCUUUAUAAUGCACAGCCGUGCACACUACUACAUUUCCAGCUAAUCAGAAGCGCGCAGUUGCAGAAAGGAGAGCGGUUGCCAAGGCAGCCACAUCUCCCCUCCCCCUUCUCCCUCCGUUCCUCUUUCCCGUUUAUUAUCGGCAGAGGUCGCAUGGCAGAGGGAAGUCCAACCACUUCUGUACUGGAACCAAUGCAAGAAUAUGCACCUCCAUAACAAAGCCCGUGUGGAGUCCUGAGAGCAGUGGGAAAACAAGAGCCUGCAAAUUUGUGGGCUUCAGUUCAGCAGUUGAAAAGGCUUUUAAAAGAGAGGAUCUAAGUUGAAGGUCUUGUUUUUAUUUGUUCUGGAACAACUGGAUAGUUUUACCAGCACGUUUGUGUCCAUGAAAUUUGUACUCUGCGUUGUGAGUGAGUGAGUGAGUGAGUGAGUGUUUCGCAUCCUGGUGCGGGGCUCUGAGGAGGACUGCGCAUCACCAGAGUUGGUGCCGAAGUUCGACCACGGUCGGAUGUGAGAGAAGAGUGCACCGAGUAAAACUCCCCCACUUCUUUUUCGUGUGUUUCUCCUGCUUCGGCGUUGCGUUUGCUGAGACAAUAGUGAGUCAAAGACGCUGAAAGUGAUUUCAUGCCUUCAGUCUCGCACAACCUGAGAUGGACGUGAGAUUUUAUCCUGCGCCCCCGGCAAAUGUGGGUUCAUGCUCCCUACCGACUGAUCCAAGUUGCCUGAGCUCGUUGGACUAUUACCACUCGAACAAGGCCCGGUACAGUGUGGGUGAACGAGGGGUUAGGCUUCAUACUGCACCCCCCCCAGGCAUCAAUCCAGCUAGGAAAAGACUGCCCACUGCUGUGUUUGAUGGUGACAACAUGUACAUGAAUGACAAUAAUCAAGAGUUUCGGUCACCAAACCAGAGCUACUCCAGUCAGGGCAGAGGCAGCAGUGGCGGAGGAGGAGCAGGGGAUGAAGACUAUGAGAUUCCCCCAAUCACACCCCCCAACCACGCCGACCCUUCUCUGCUGCACCUCAUGGAGCACGAGUCAGGUUACCCCUUCCACUCCCUGCCUCACAACGGUCUACUCAACACUUACUCCUACCCCGAGCUGCCCGCCCUCAUGAUGUCCAACAUGCUGGGUCAGGACACCCACCUUCUCUCGGGGCCUGUGCACUCGAUAAGUAGUGAGAAGCGGGCCUCAGCAGAAAUGAUGAAGCCCAAACCUAAACCUCAAAAGAAGAAGAAGAAGAAGGACCCCAACGAGCCACAGAAACCUGUGUCAGCCUAUGCGCUCUUCUUCAGAGACACCCAGGCGGCCAUCAAGGGCCAAAACCCCAACGCCACCUUUGGGGACGUGUCCAAGAUUGUGGCCUCCAUGUGGGACAGCCUAGGAGAGGAACAGAAGCAGGGGUACAAGAGGAAAACAGAGGCGGCUAAGAAAGAGUACCUGAAAGCCUUGGCCGCGUACCGAGCCAGUCUCGUUUCCAAGACUUACAACGACCCUGAACCAAAAAGUGCCCAGCAGACGAGCCAGCCCUCCCACCUGCUGCCCCCAAAGCAGCCCCUGUACAGCGUGCCCCCACAGCCCUCCUCACCCUACCUGGGCCCGCCAGGCUCCUUCCCCCUUUCGGACCUCCAGAGCUAUGCCGGACCACCCCGCCACACCCUGGCCCCAACCCUCAGCCAAUCCCAGAUGCUGCCGCCUAGCAUGAGUGCCUCUCCCCCGGCUCCCUUCCAGAUCAGCCCACCCCUGCACCCUCAUGCCCAGCUCUCCCUGCAUCAGAGCCCCCUGCUCAACCAGCCAAUCCGCAUGCAGCAGUCGCAGCCAAUCAUCUCGCACCAAAUGGGGCUUCAGGCACCUCUGCAUUCCCCUCCUCUCAGCCAACAGGGAUUCUCCCACAUGCAGGCUGAUUACCAGAACAGUGUUGGAGGCUCACAGUCUCCAGGGGCCCCGAACCCAGUGCACGGCCAGAAUCCUGACUGGGACAGCGAGUACUGCAACAGGGACUGCGGACCCAACCACUGCGGCAGUGGUAUGGGAGCUCGGGACAAGCCUCUCUACCUCACUUGAAGUUGAAAGACCUCCAAAUGUCAGACUCCAGGGAGCUUUCCAAGAUAACGUCAUCGAUGUAUCGGCUUCUAGACCAUUUUGUUUUUCUUUCUUUCUUUCUUUCUUUCUUUUUUUUUUGAAAUGGAUUUUGAAAAUCCCAAAGACUGCUACAGUAACUUCACCUAUUUGCCAAGCACUUAGAUCGGCCAGAAGCCUGAAGCACUUCUCUUGUUUUUUCUUCUUCUUCCUCUAUUUUUUUUCUUAUCAGCGAGCAUCACUUUUUUUUUCUUUUUUUUAGGGGGGUGGGCAGUGUGCUUUAAGCUCAUGCCAACAUACUGGAAAUGAAGACCAAAAAAAAUGUCUUCUCAUUUUGUUUUGAAUUUUUUUGAGUUUUUUUUUUUAGAGAUGCUUUCUCUCCUGCUUUCACUCCAUUACUCUGUUUGCCAUGGACUGCCCUCAUCGGGGAGAUGAAAUGCUCUGAGCAUACUCAAAGUGGAGGGGCGCUGGAUAGAAAAGCUAAUGCAGGAAACCAGAAUAUAGUCACCUCAGAGGGGAUGGAUGUACUUGAGGACAAGCUGAAACACCCCAACUGAGUGACAGCAAAGUGAAAUUUUAAUAAAGAUAGUCACAAACACAUAAGACAUUUGUAAAUCAUCCUUGCCCAUAGUAAAGGACUCCUUUCCUUUCUUUAUCACAGAGUGAUUGUAAAUAUCACCAAAAUGGAUCCCUCUUAUGUGUGUAUUUAGCUGCAGUCCCUUGCUUUCUUUUUUUUUUUUUAAACAUUCUUUUUGUUUUUGGUUAUGUGAUUUCCGUGCAGGCGGAUUCAGUGAGGGAAUACACACACUAAAAGUUGUGUUGAAACUGUGUUCACUGGUCUUGCUUCUCUCCAAGCGAGAGAGAAAAAAGACUAAAAAAGCGCUCCAUUUCCUCCUUAACUAGAGAGUGUCACUCUCUUCACAUGGCCUCAGGACGUUGCAGAACUGUAGAGGUCAAAGGUUGAUACCUCUCCUUUUAGCUCCUCCUCCUCCUCCUCCUCUCGGUCAGUAAGGACCGCCCUCCCACCUGUAACCCCGCCCACCUCUCGUUAGUCCCUACACCACUUGUACAGGUGAAUAAAAAAAAAAAAAGUUGCUAAA
Scatophagus argus is the source of this 3271-nucleotide messenger RNA. Its product is annotated as TOX high mobility group box family member 2-like. Gene Ontology annotation, cellular component: nucleus. The record is from RefSeq and is a predicted model, not a curated record. The transcript is spliced from 9 exons. Gene Ontology annotation, biological process: regulation of transcription by RNA polymerase II. Gene Ontology annotation, molecular function: chromatin DNA binding. Bases 747 to 2156 code for a protein of 469 amino acids. NCBI's taxonomy places the organism in Eukaryota, Metazoa, Chordata, Actinopteri, Scatophagidae.